AUGCCGGCUGCGUUCCUGGACGUCUCCGGCGCGGCUGGCGGCGACGCGCUGCCGCGGCACGUCGCGGUCCGCGGGCCCGGCGGCGCCCGCGGCGGCGCGGGGCCGCUGCGCGGGCACUCGGGUGCCGCCGCGCUCCCGCAGGCGUUCGGCAGGGCCCGCCACGGCAAGGAGUCUGGGUGGCUCGCGUGCGAGAGCCCCAGCGACACGAAGGAUGCCCGCGUCCCUCGCCGCCACGGUCGAGACCUGCUGCAGGAGGAGGAGGGGGAGGCCCCGCAGACUCCGCGCGGGGGCCCGGCCGAGCCGGCGUGCGCGGGGCGGGCCAUCUUGAUCUGCAUAGUUGCCAUGAAUUUUUGCUCCGGUAUAUUACUGGUGAACUCUGUCAAGUACAUCUACGCGAUAUUCGGAUUCAAUUUCCCGCUCUUCGUGGCCUCCUCGCACAUGGUGUUCUCAUGGGCCCUGACUUCCUUCAUUGUCGGUGCCAGAUCCGAGAAGGCUCAGUUAAUGUCGCAGGCGCAGAGGUUGCACAAAGUCUUCCCCAUCGCCGUCCUGAACGCAAGUUCCAUCGCGUGCGCCAACUCCGCACUCCUGUUUAUCUAUUCCCAGGGCGACAGCAAAAACCUGGAGGCACCCUUCACGAACGAGCCGGAGGUGAUCUGUGACCACUUCGGCCCCUUGGGGUGCAACUUCUAUCGCACGAAGCGCCGCAUACCUCUCAGCGCGGGGCACCGUCUGGCGCCCAGGCGGGCGUCGCUCGACAUCCUGCUGCACAUUUCCCCGAGGGCGGUCAGCAUCCUGAACCCAAGAGUAAACGAGCGCAUCCUCUCCUGA
This is a messenger RNA of Prorocentrum cordatum, 828 nucleotides long. NCBI's taxonomy places the organism in Eukaryota, Dinophyceae, Prorocentrales, Prorocentraceae. The record is from the annotation of a GenBank genome assembly.